Oncorhynchus mykiss (rainbow trout) is the source of this 4896-nucleotide messenger RNA. RefSeq names its product regulatory factor X, 3 (influences HLA class II expression) (gene rfx3). Lineage: Eukaryota; Metazoa; Chordata; Actinopteri; Salmoniformes; Salmonidae. Gene Ontology annotation, biological process: regulation of transcription by RNA polymerase II. Gene Ontology annotation, molecular function: RNA polymerase II cis-regulatory region sequence-specific DNA binding; DNA-binding transcription factor activity, RNA polymerase II-specific. Gene Ontology annotation, cellular component: nucleus. The record is from RefSeq and is a predicted model, not a curated record.
CCUCCUACAGAAUAUUCUGUUAGGUUGCGCCCGGUGAGUUUUAUAGCAACUGUUGCCCGGUGAGGCAGCGCCAUAGUCACCGUAGUCCUGGCGACUGUAACCCACCAACAACAACAACCUUUCGUUCCAUCAUUGCCACCUCCACCAUCCUCACUUCAUCCUCAUCAACCAGUCCUCAGCCCAGGCGCCAUGCAGACCCCUGAGGCAGGCGCUGACUCCGCCUCCACUGUCCCUCUCCAGAACGCCGUGCCUGUGCAGCCCGCAGGCUCCGCCCAGCAGGUGACCUCUCAGGUGCCUGUCCAGCAGCAGACCCAGACUGUUCAACAGGUUCAGCAUGUAUACCCAGCACAGGUGCAGUAUGUGGAGGAGAACAGUGGCGUCUACACCAACGGAACCAUACGGACGUACUCGUACUCCGAGCCCCAGGUGUACAGCCAGAACAGUGGAGGGAGCUACUUUGACACGCAGGGCAGCUCGUCUGAGGUGUCUACAGUGGUGUCGUCCCAUGGCAUGGCCAACAAUGGAGGGGGGAACGGGGGUCUGACCAUGGGUCUGGCCGGGGGGCAGAUCAUCAGCAGCUCUGGAGCCUACCUCAUCGGGGGCAACUCCAUGGACAACUCUGCCCCCCACCCAGCCACCCAGACUACCCGAGCCUCCCCGUCCACUGUGAGUAUUGAAAUGGCGAUUGAGACGCUCCAAAAGACUGAAGGUUUAUCCAGUCAGAGAAGCUCGCUGCUCAACAGCCAUCUGCAAUGGCUACUGGAUAACUAUGAGACUGCGGAGGGGGUGAGUCUGCCUCGCUCCACCCUCUACAACCACUACUUGCGCCACUGCCAGGAGCAGAAAUUGGACCCGGUCAACGCCGCUUCAUUCGGCAAGCUCAUCCGCUCCAUCUUCAUGGGGCUACGCACGCGACGCCUCGGCACAAGAGGGAACUCAAAGUACCACUACUAUGGGAUCCGGCUGAAGCCGGACUCUCCUCUCAACAGACUGCAGGAGGACAUGCAGUACAUGGCCCUCAGACAGCAGCCUGUCCAACAGAAACAGAGGUUUAAGCCGGUGCAGAAGGUUGAUGGUGUGUCUGGGGAGAACUUCUCAGGCGGUGGCCAGCACACCCCCAGUGCAGCGGAGCAGACCGUCAUUGCACAGAGCCAGCACCACCAGCAGUACCUGGACGCAUCCCGGGCGCUGCCAGACUUUGUGGAGCUGGACCUGGGAGAGACCAACGUGGAGAACAUCGGCCCAGACGACAUCAAAGCUCUCCAGUCAUUAUACAGAGAGCACUGUGAGGCCAUUCUGGAUGUGGUGGUGAACCUCCAGUUCAGUCUAAUAGAGAAGCUGUGGCAGACAUUCUGGCGCUAUUCCCCCUCUGACUUAGUGGAGGGCACCACCAUCACAGAAAACAGUGGUAUGAGUGAGAUUGAGGGCCGUUUGCCCUGCUCCAGGCUGGUGGUGCUCUGUAGGAACGAGGCUGUGCUCAAGUGGAUGAGUUCCUGUGACCACCUGAUGUACCAGGCCCUAGUGGAGAUCCUCAUCCCUGAUGUCCUCAGACCCAUCCCCAGUGCCUUGACUCAAGCCAUCCGCAACUUUGCCAAAAGCCUGGAAGGCUGGCUCAACAAUGCCAUGAACGUCAUUCCACAGAGAAUGAUCCAGACAAAGGUUGCCGCUGUUAGUGCCUUUUCUCAGACGAUGCGUCGUUACACUAGUCUGAACCAUCUGGCCCAGGCAGCCCGCGCCGUGUUGCAGAACACCUCCCAGAUCAAUCAGAUGCUCAGCGACCUCAACCGCGUCGACUUCGCCAACGUGCAGGAGCAGGCGUCGUGGGUGUGUCAGUGUGAGGAGGGUGUGGUUCAGAGGUUAGAGCAGGACUUCAAGGCCACCCUGCAGCAGCAGAGCUCUCUGGAGCAGUGGGCUGCCUGGCUGGACAACGUGGUCACCCAGGUCCUACAGCCCUUCGAGGACAGGCCCAGCUUCCCCAGGGCUGCGCGGCAGUUCCUACUCAAGUGGUCCUUCUACAGCUCCAUGGUGAUUCGAGACCUGACUUUGCGCAGCGCGGCCAGUUUCGGCUCGUUCCACCUGAUCCGCCUGCUCUACGACGAGUACAUGUUCUACCUGGUGGAACACCGCGUCGCCCAGGCAACCGGCGAGACGCCCAUCGGUGUCAUGGGAGAAUUCGAUGACCUCAACGCCAUGUCGCCUGCUUACAUGGACAAAGACGAGGUGAGUGAGAUGGACAGUGACCUGGAGGAGGACAUGGAGGAGUCUGGGGAGCCGUUGGCCAAGCGGGAGAAGGCUGAGUUGCAGCAUGAGCACCAGGUGAUCCAGGUGAUUCAGGUGGGGGCUCUGGAGGACGGCUGUAACCCCGUGGUGGGGGUGGUGCAGCCGGGUAUCCUGCACUCCCUGCCCCAGCCCCCCCAGGACCACGCUGAGCACAUCCUCACCCCUUCUGCCGCCACCCCCACCAUCCGCCACUGCAGCGCCACCGGCAACACCUACGCCUCCGUCUGAAGAGAGAGACGCCCACAAACCACUCUUCUCUUGAUCUGUCUGUCUCUCCCUCUCUAUUUCAAUGGGUCACGCUGUCUCACACACACGUCUGCACUAUUUCCCUCUGUCAUGUGCUGUGUUUUCUCUGCUCUCCUCCACCCCCAGGCCACUAGAGGACGAUGAAAAUCACCAUGACCACAGCCACUGGCGUCACACAAACCGUGGAUAGAUUAAGAGAGCUGGAUGUGAAUAGGAAUGUGGGCGGGCCGCCUCUGUCUGCUGUCAUCCCAUAUUUCUGUCCUCUGUGAGGGGAUGCUGGGUGAGGGAGGAGGAUUGGAGGGAGGGGGGGGGGGUGACCCAUGAGAUGCUGCCAGAUGUGAGACACUGACUGACCCCUAGCUGUGUAGAGGGGAGGGUAUAUAUUCAAAGCUCAAAUCCAAGCCACCAGCCCCAGAUGAGCGAUGUGAUUGAUUGAUAAGAGUACUCUUGGUUCACUCUUAGAUCGGGUUGUUUCGUAUAUAGUGCAUAUAUAAUAAACAAAACAGAGGUGCUGUUCUCUCACAUUAGCAGAUAUUCCUCCCAAUCAUGAGGUGAUAUACGUUCUUACAGAGAAAGCAUUGACACAUUCCAGUUAAGGACAGAAUUGAGUUGAACAAUGAGAUUUUUGUUGUUGUUGACUUUUUUGUGAAUUUCAAACCUUUGUUUAGAUAUGACAUUCGGUGAUGUAUGAUUGCUUGUGAUGUGGCAGCAGUUUUGCGUUCUAUGAUUUAUUGAAUAGUGUAUAAUCGUAGCCAUGAUCCCCUGAUAACCCCUAAUGGCUUCUAGCCGUGAAGUUUGUUCUGCCCAUGAAGAAAGACGUACUCUUAUGCGUGCUGCUACUCUAUAGAAACACGAGGCGAGACAGACAGACGGACUGGAUGUACUAUACCACUACAACACUAGCUUUUCUACGCACUUCAUGCAUCGUAUGGGAUGCUCUUGACUUAUUGCCUUGGUUUGGUUGGAUUUAGAUCCUGGAUAGUGUGAUAAAAAUGUAAUUAGUUAAGACUGGUAUAAUCUACCGACAUGUUCUCAGUGUGUGUGUUUGUAGUUUCUAUCUUGGUAGAUGUCUUAAGUUGUGAAUGGACCAAAAAAACAAACCAACCAGAGGAAACUGGCAGAGAGUGAGAGCCAUCAUGGCCGCCACAGUGGUCCCGGCGAGGCUGCUGCGUGUCCCGUUUUCCUGUCCCAACAGUGCUGUGGGUGGUGUUGCAGAGCAGACUGAAUGUCAGGGAUUCUAUGUACCUCGGCUUCAUCCUAGUGCCUUAAUAACCCUUACUGCAGCUGUCCAUGUAGUCCUGACUGAUUAUGUGGUUGUGGGGAGGGAUAGUACAUUCUGCGUUACUGUCCCAGCCACAGCUUUGGCCCUCUCUCUGGUGACUUGUGGCUGGAUUUGGGCUGGCUCGUUGGUGUUACUGAAGGCUGGGGGGGUGCAGGUUCAGAGGUGCUUGUAGUUUUCUCUGGAUUGUGCCGGUUCUAUCACUUUUUGUGUGUUUGUUCGGUUUCCCACUGAUGUGGGUGUGUUGCCUCGUUGUGGGUGUGUUGCCCCUGCUUUGGCAUGUGCAAUCGGGUGAAGCGUGCGCGUGUGCCGACGUGAGCGCUCGACCUGAUGGAGAGGAUGGUUGCGCGUACCGUUGUGGUUGUCGUGGAUGAAUGAGUCCGAGCGUGGGUUUUGCGCACACCCACUAGUCACCCUACCUCACACCAGCGGUGCCAGCCUUUUAACACAUGCAGCACGUCACACACAUAUGUUCUCACACACAUAUGUAUCCUUACUACUCCCACGACACACCACAAUAACACUAUAUGCCUCUCACACUACACAGCUAAAAAUACACAUUGUCAUUUUAGCCCAUUCAGUCCUCAGUCCACAUCAUCAUCUCUUGUUCUAUCGGUUGUAAAGUGCAUUUUUGUAUAGUGGACCAAAAGUAGAUAUUUUCUGAUAUUUAAAGAUAUAUAUAUAUAUAUAUAUAUAGAUAGAUAGAUAUAUAUAAGGAUGAUACAAUACGUAUGUAUUCAUCUUUAUUUGUUUUGUUUUUCAUGUGGUUGAUCUGUCAUCCGUGGUUGUUUUGUUGGUAGCUAGCUCUUCUGUGAUUGGUCGAUUGACUGUGAAAUGGGCGGGGGCAUGGGGACCAGCUUCUGACGACACUGGAUACACAUUUUGUACUUGAACUGUUAUUGAUCGCUUUUAGGAAAUGGACAACACACUGGCAAAAGGUGUUGAACUGGAAGAAUCUUGUUGAUACUACUGAAAUUACUUUUCUGUUUUUUGUUUAACUCUCAUAUCUGGAGAACUGUAUGCACCAAUGCUUUGCCUAGACUUUAUUUAUUGGUAUUUAUUGUGCUUUUGUUUUACUAUUUGAGAAGUUA